Molecule: messenger RNA, 1512 nt
Organism: Microthlaspi erraticum
Lineage: Eukaryota; Viridiplantae; Streptophyta; Magnoliopsida; Brassicales; Brassicaceae
Source: the annotation of a GenBank genome assembly
AUGAUGUCCGAGAAGUUCCCUGAUGUGUUCACUUGGAUACAAAACAUUCCACAAGUCACAACAUGGAACACACCUUCCUUUUCCUUUUGUAUUUGCCCCUCAGCUUCUGAUUUCCCAAACUCAACCCUAAAUCUCAUAGCACAAAGAAACCAUAACCCUACGAUCCCCAUAUUCUCCAUCGUCGUCCAAUCAAACAAUCAUCCUCCUUUGUAUCUAUGGACCUCUAAACAAGAACUCAACAUCAACCCAAACUCACCAAACCCUUUCGAUGAACAAACAAUCGUCUCUCUCCUCUUCAGUAUCGUCGAAUCUAUCUUAACCUAUACCUCUAGUAGUUCCAAUUACUCAACCAUCAAAACCCCUAAACCCAACUCAUCGAUGAUUGACGGUCUUAAAGACAUAUUCAACACCGUGAUCCUCACUCUCUCGUUCGUUGUCUGCGUCUACGAAGCUCCCUUGUAUCUCCGGGAAAGCUGCCUCAAUACCCUCAAGAAUCAUUUGGUUACUUGUAAAGCAAGGGAAGCAACGGUGUCUCUGAUGAAACUUCUAGGGUCUAAUCUGGAGGAACAGUGGAUGAGAUCUGUGAAUCUAGCGAUCACAAACUGGAUCAUUGAGCGUGGUCGUUGUCAGUCCAACAAGACGACAGCAACUCCUUUGUUUUCUUACGCUGUCUCUGCUUAUGGAUUGUGGAAAGUGCAACUGUAUUGUCCCGUUGAAGCCAUGGAAGUGGAGAGAUCGAGCAACCCAAUGGCUGAUUCGAGAUUGUUGUUCUCUCUCAAGUUUAAUCAGCUCGAAGGUGUCAUGCAAUUCAAUCACAGAGUUGUAGUCAGAGACAAGUGGAUCGAUGUGAUCGUAAAGAUAGACAACAUCAGAUACGAUGUAAUAAAGCUUGUAAAUGAGAGACUAAUGUCAAGAAAAGGAGCAGGAGAACACGAGAAGCAUUUCCCAUCAAGGAUCGCUCUGCAACUAACCCCAACUCUCCAAACCGAUUUCAUAAGCGUUUCGGUUAGCAAAUCAUCAAACAACCCGGGACGAGAGUUCGGGGUCGAGAGAUCUAUAGAAGGCUCCUUCGACCCACCAAACUCGCUAGGCCUAAGAGUCGCGGGACGAGAAGCCUCCACCAUGACAAUGACCCCGUGGAAGUUCGAGCAGUCCGUGCUCGGCUACACGGUCAACCUAAACUGGAUCUUGUACGACAGCAGCGUCGGAGGAAGAGAGGUUUUCUCGACAAAGCCGUCACGGUUUUCGAUCAUGAGCCCGAGGUCUUGGUUCAAGGACCGGUACGCGAGCGCAUAUCGGUCUUUUACGAGGAGAGGAGGAGUGAUAUUUGCAGGGGAUGAGUAUGGAGAGAGUGUGGUGUGGAAGAUUGGGAAAGGAGCAAUGGGGAGAAAAAUGGAGUGGGAGAUUAAAGGCUCUAUUUGGUUGACUUAUUGGCCAAAUAAGUACAAGACUUUUUACCAUGAGACUCGAAAACUCGAGUUUACACAGCUUCUUCAUAUCACCAUCGCUUAA